Vigna unguiculata (cowpea) is the source of this 1901-nucleotide messenger RNA. Its product is annotated as calcium-dependent protein kinase 11-like. Gene Ontology annotation, molecular function: calcium ion binding; protein kinase activity; ATP binding. NCBI's taxonomy places the organism in Eukaryota, Viridiplantae, Streptophyta, Magnoliopsida, Fabales, Fabaceae. Gene Ontology annotation, biological process: protein phosphorylation. The record is from RefSeq and is a predicted model, not a curated record.
UCAAACGACAGGAAUUAUUUAUGGCCGUGACAGUUGUUACAAGACACUAAAAAAGUGGCAUGGUGAUCGUGGGAAUUCAGUUGGGUAUGUACGUAACGUAUGAGUGUUGGAGAGUGUUGGAGAUUGAUGGAGAUGGAGAUGGAGAUGGAGGAGGAAACUGAGAAAAUGUCGAAAGAUGGGAGCGCAUCAAAGUGCAAAAGCGUGUUGCCGCACGAGACCCCGGACCUGAAGGAGGACUACAUUGUGGGGCAGAAGGUGCUGGGAAAAGGGCGCUUGGGCACAACCUACGUCUGCACCCACAUGGACACAAGGAAGACUUACGCCUGCAAAACCAUUCCAAAGGCCAAGCUUUUGUGCCAAGAGGAGUACGAUGAUGUGUGGAGGGAGAUUCAGAUCCUGCACCAUUUGUCGGAGCACCCCAACGUGGCAAGGAUACAGGGAAGCUACGAGGACAAGUUUGCGGUGCACCUUGUGAUUGAGCUGUGUCGUGGGGGUGAGCUUUUCUAUAGGAUCACUCAGAAGGGGCAUUACAGCGAGAGAGAGGCUGCCAAGUUGAUGAAGACCAUUGUUGGGGUGGUGGAAGGCUGCCACGCUCAUGGGGUCAUUCAUAGGGAUCUCAAGCCUGAGAAUUUCUUGUUUGAUACCCUCGCCAGGGAUGCCACCCUCAAGGUUAUCGAUUUUGGUUUCUCUGUCUUCUUUAAACCAGGACAAACCUUUAGUGAUAUAGUAGGAACUUGCUACUAUAUGGCCCCAGAGGUGUUGCACAAACAGUCUGGACCAGAAGUGGACGUUUGGAGUGCUGGUGUUAUUCUAUACACCUUACUGAGAGGGCUUCCACCUUUCUGGGCAAAAUCUGAAGCAGGAGUUUACAAACAGAUUUUGCAUGCAGAAGUUGAUUUUACAUCUCAUCCGUGGCCAAGUAUAUCAGGAAGUGCUAAAGAUUUGAUAAAACAGAUGUUGGAUAAGGACCCCAAAAAAAGAAUUUCUGCUCAUGAAGUCUUAUGUCACCCUUGGAUUCUUGAUGAUAGUGUUGCCCCGGACAAACCUCUGGAUCCUGCUGUUUUGACGCGCCUAAAGCAUUUCUCAACAAUGAAUAAACUUAAGAAGAUGGCGUUACGUGUCAUUGUAGAAAGACUUUCAGAGGAGGAAAUAGGUGGAUUAAAAGAGUUAUUUAAAAUGAUUGACGAAGACAAUAGCGGGACAAUCACUUUUCAGGAACUCAAAGAUGGUUUGAAAAGUGUGGGAUGUGAUCUCAUGGAAUCUGAAAUUAGAUCCCUUAUGGAAGCGGCUGAUAUAGACAACAAUGGAACAAUAGACUAUGGUGAAUUUCUGGCGGCUACAAUGCACUUGAAUAAGAUGGAAAGAGAAGAGAAUUUAGUUGCUGCUUUUUCCUAUUUUGAUAAAGAUGGUAGUGGUUACAUCACCAUUGAUGAGCUUCAACAGGCUUGUAAAGACUUCGGCCUUGGUGAGUUGCAUCUGGAUGAGAUGAUCAAAGAGAUUGAUCAAGACAAUGAUGGGAGAAUUAAUUAUGGGGAGUUUGCAACAAUGAUGAGAAGGGGCGAACCAGGUGGUUGUAGAAGCAAAGUCAUGAACAGCAAUCAUAAAGCUUCAUUAUUUCCUGGUUUAGAAGUGAAAGACUCAUCCUAAUAUGCUUAUUGAGAUCUUUAGUGCCGUUAGGAAACAUGAUAUGAUAGAAGAAAAGUCAUAUAGCCAAUUUUUCAUACACAUGACUAUUAUAUAUUUUACAUUGAAACUCUGUAUUCGGUGAAGUCAAAUAUACACAACAUACAUACAAGGUAAAUUGGCUUUAUGUGUUUGUGUUGAGCAAAGAGAAGGGAAAUAUGAUGCUAUUAUUUUUCAAGCUACAGAAUCAUGUUGCCUUUAAAAUCGGGAGUCCGAUU